Molecule: messenger RNA, 4774 nt
Organism: Ooceraea biroi (clonal raider ant)
Lineage: Eukaryota; Metazoa; Arthropoda; Insecta; Hymenoptera; Formicidae
Product: golgin IMH1
Source: RefSeq, a predicted model, not a curated record
AUUCUGAUCCUCUAUACGACUGUCAGUCUCGACUAUCUUUCCAGAUCUUACACGUGUAUAUGCGCGCGUAUGCGAAUUGUCAAAAAUAUAGAAAGAUAACAAUGCAGCCCCUCUUACGGGCAUUCCGGUACCGUAAGCAAAUUCUUGAACGAAUUCCUCGCUGGCGAGUACGCACGCCACGAAUAAUAUUGCUAAUGUUUUUGUAGAUUCCCCUUUCUUAGACAUUGUAAUUUGUACGAACUAAAAAAUUUUAAGAAACUAAUUUUAUUUUAGUGACUUAGAUAGCUGAACAACUUUCAAAUUGAAUGCUGUGAACACAAUUUUUGGAUCACGUGCAUUUUUUCAUAUUUAUAGCGAAAAGUAGAUUAUCGAGUAUCGAGUUAUUUCUCGACUUCAUUUCUUGUUGGAAUGGUAAUGGGAAAUGCAAACAUUCUAUUAAUAUUAAUAGAAUAGAUUCUAAUGAUUAAGAUGACGCGUAACGAGUUACGACACACACUCGUAACUCUUUCUUGCAACAUUAUAUGUUUUUGCUUUACUUGCUUCUUCGAUAAAAACUGCUUGACGCAAAGUCAUCUUAAAUGAUAACACGAACAAACGCGAUAAAAACACAUUGAUGGCUAGAUAAACAAGAAAAACAAGCAUGAUUCUGUAAAAUAUUAAAUAUGUCGAUAAUAUUUCAAACAUCUUUUUAUUUACUUUUGUGAUUAGAAAUAAAUAACGCUAUUACUGAGUUAAAAGUGUUAUAUAUAAUUGCUCGAUUUCUGGCAUUAGCAGUAUACGUACGACUGAAAAAGAUUUAUAAUGCACAGGAUGCACUCAAUGUAUUCUUCCAAGAAAGGCGAUCCGCUUUGUCCUUUGGGUUUUCACCCACAAGUUCGAUGGCCGACGCGCUGUAAACGUUGUUUCAGAGAUUACAAAGAGCAUGGCGGGAGAAGAAAUAGCCUCGGAGAUAUUACAUCUUCAUCUCCUAGUCUUACGUCGGAUUCUUCGACGCGUGGUUCCGAAAAUAAGAGGACGUGGUCCUCGGCUACAAACUUGGCGAAGGAUGAAAUCAAGAAUAAUCGUGCAGAGCCGGUGGCGACGACUGGAUGGACAUCUCUGAUGGACCUUUCUGCCAUAGAUAAGCAUCCAGAAGAUGCUCCUAAAUUAGAAAAUGUUAGAAAACCGGCAAAACUUCAAAUAAAGAAUGUAAUAAGCAACACCAACGGAGGCGCUUCGGAAAACGAUGUGGAAUUUAUAAUUCAGGUAAGGAAAUCGCGGCCAGCACCGGCAAAACAGGUGAUUCAGGAUGGGCUGGACAGUUUUACGGUAAAGGGCGAAGAAACCGAGAAUGAGGUAGAAAAAUUGAAGUCUCAAUUAAACGAUAUGAAAGCCAGAUGCGAAAAAGCGGAGAAAGAGAAAAGCGAGAUAUUAUUGCGUCGAUUAGCGACUAUGGAGACGAUGACGAACAAGACAUCAACGGGCGAAAUGGCGAAAUUGCAAAAGAGAAAUGAAGCACUUGUACAAGAAAAGAACAUAUUGUCGGCGAAGAUAAAAAGUUUGGAGAAGGAGGCAGUCGCCAAACCAUAUCGAGGUGAGAGGGACAAAGCGCAGGAUGAAGUACGUUCGAAACUGAAGGCCGCGGAAAACCUUUGCGAAAGUUUAAUGGACGAAAACGAGGAUAUGAAGAAGGAAAUUAGACAGUUAGAAGAAGAGAUCUAUGAGUUGCAGGAUAACUUUAGGGAUGAACAAGCAGAUGAGUAUACCCGUUUGCGAAAAAGUUUAGAGCAGUCAAACAAGAAUUGUCGAAUAUUGUCGUUCAAACUGAGAAAAAUAGAGCGUAAAGCUGAAGAAUUAGAGAAUGAACGAUCUGCUCUGGAAAAGAAACAUGAAGAGAUGAAGAAAACAGAAGAGACUCUGCAAAAAGUAAGCAAUGCAUUCCAGAAUAGAACGCAAAAGAAACCGACAGAUGCUACAACGAAAAUACAACUCAAAAAGAUGGUUGACGAAAUGGAAAAAGAAAUAGAAGACAUGAUGAAUAUCUUCACCAACAUUAAAAAUGGUCAUAAUGUGGACAUAGCGGAUGUGAAACAAAAAGAUAAUAAUUUAAAGUAUGAUACGCUUUUAAAAGAAUACGACUUGCUUAAAGAACAAUUGGAGUCUACGGUGAAGGAAUUGGCCAGUGAGAAAGAAAAGAAAAAGGUUCAACCAAGCGUAAAAUUAGACGACACUAAAACCACAGAACUACAAAAUGUGAAGAGAAAGUUGGACGAAGCAGUUACUUUACGUGAAGUUGAAAGAAAAGCGUGGGAAAAAGAGAAAGUAUCACUCUCAGAAGAAAAGGAAAAGUUGAAAUCUAAACUUCUGUCACUAUCAGCUGAAAAAUUAAAAGUUUAUAACGAGGUUGUGCAACUGAAAAAAGACCUCGAAACGGCCAAAUCGUCGGAAAAAGAUUCCGCGAAGAUGGAAGUAACAAUAAAUGAGUUGAAAGAAAAGCUAUCGCAAGAACAAGAGAAUUGUAAGAAACUGCAGGAUGAUUUAUCAUCGCACACCGAAAGAGAAUCGAAAAUGUCGCAAUCAAUAACGUCCGUUGAACAAACAAAAACAAAACUUGAUGCUGAAGUAAAACGUCUCAAAAAGGAGUUGGAGAACACGAAAUCAACUACAUCAACCAAGAUCACAGAUCUGACUACAGAAAUUACGGAACUUAAACGAGAGAGCGAGAAAUUAACAUCACAGCUUAACAGCGAGAAAGAGACAAAAGAAACCGAAAUAGCAGCGCUCCAAAAGAAGAUAACUUCUUUAGAAAAGGCUGGACAAAAUACGAAGCGAAUAAAUGAAAUGAAACAGACGUACAAUGAGAAAAUCUUGAAUCUCGAGAAUGAGAUUAAACAGCAGAAACAAGAGCAAGAAGCACUGACCAAAAAGUGGCAAGAGCUUACGAACUCGAAACUACAAAUUGAAAGGGAUAAAGAAUCUCUGAAUAGUAAAUGUACCGAGUAUAAAAAGGAUUUAAAGAAAAUUCAAACAGAACUUGAAGAGUUACGUAACUCGACGAAAACGAAAGAGAACGAAUGGCGAUUAGAAAAAUCUGCACUUGAGAGCCAAGUUCGUGACAAUCAGGCACCGAACAAAGUUAUUGUAAUAGAAUUAAAUGAUGAAAUUAAUACAUUAAAAAAAGAAAAUGCUACUUUACUGGAACGACUGGAAGAUAUGAGAAAAGUGAAUGACGAUCUGUCGGCGAAAUUGAAAGAUUACGAAGCGGUCUCCAAGAUUCAUCAAGUGUUAACGCCGGACACUACGGCACUGGAAUCGGAAAUUCGAAAAUUGAAAAAUGCCUUGUCAAACACGGAAAAGGCCAAGAAAGCAGAUCUGGCGCAGUGUAAAAUGCGUUAUGAACAUAGAAUCACGGCGAUCAAUGACGAAAUCCAAGCAAUACAGAAUCAAUUGUCGCGAUACAAACGCGAACGCGACACUUAUAAGCACAUGUUGGAGGGUGCUCAAAAAACGAUAGGUGAACUAAAGUCCACAAGACAAGGUAGACAGUCCAAUGCAUCCUCUGGAAAGUCGGAUGAAGAUGAAGAAUCAACAAAAGCCAACAUAUUAGUACUGGAGAAACAGAUUAGUUGCAUGGAAGAUGAACUUUCUGAGACGAGACUCGAAGCUUCUAGGCUAAAAGCUGAGCUAGUGUCCGAGAAAUCUGCCAGUCACGUUAAAGUAUCCGAAUUACAAUCGCGUAUUAAUGAGUUGGAGGAAGAACGAUUACUCACCAGUGGACGCUCGAAAAUUCCCGGAUUAAAAGUGCGAAUGGAGUUAGCCUGGCAAAAGGAGAGAGAAGAGCAUCAGAGGUUGCUGCAGGAGACGGCUACGCUAGCACGAGAUUUACGGCAAACGCUAUUCGAGAUAGAGAGAGAACGAAGUAAGGAGCGACUUGAAAAUAAAAGGAGGCAAGAUCAGCAAAAGAAGGUAUUCGAUGAAGAGAAAGAAGAAAAGAAGAAAAAAUUAUUGGAGCUGCAAUGCGAUCUACUCGAGCUGAGGGACGCGCAUGCGAAAUUAAGAACGAGCAACGAGAAAAUGAGACGAGAAAAGGAACGACAUGAGAAGGAGAGGCAGGAACUCAAAGAAGUGAUAUUUAACAAAUCCAAGUCGGAGCAAAUUGAACUGCGCAAUAUAAACAUUCUUAUGCAGCAAGUACAAGACCUGUUACAACUUUUCCCCGAACUGAACACCGUGAGGGAGAAUGGAACACCUGAAGUAUACACGCCAACUCCGCCGAGACGAUUGAAGGGACCAAAAUCGAGAGAGUCUUCGCCAAUGUUGGAGACGAAGAGCGACGUGAAAGUUAUAAGCCCGAUACUCGGCGAAAGAACAGAGAAAUUAGAAUACACUAUUAAGAAAUUAAUGGACGUAGCAAAGGAACUCAAGGAAUCGAAGAAAACAACGGAUGAAGUGAACGCAACGCGAAUGAAGAAAUUGAGCAAAAGAUCGACAUCAGUAGAGAGCGAUCCAGGAAAAGGAAUAAUAUUGAAUCGUAGUAAACCGCGUUUGAAGAGAAAGAGUCUUUCUUUGGAACAAACAUCUGAGCGUCAACAAGUGAGUACAUGUUUCAUAAAAAUGCAGAAAAUUGUUUCAUGAAAUAUGAAAGUACAAAAGCAUGAAAUAUAUAAAUUCUAUUGGUAGAUAAAAUGCUAGUUUGUAAUAACGCAAUUACAUGUUUCAUAAAAAUGCAGAAAAUUGUUUCAUGAAAUAUGAAAGUACAAAAGCAUGAAAUAUAUAAAUUCUAUGGUAGAUAAAA